UAUCUUUCACCAUUUAUUUCAUCAACGUGUGGUCUUCAUCUCUCAGCUUCAGAAGAAGAACAACAUCUCUCAAAUCGACUGAAAUUGCUUCUUCUCAUGGCUUCUACAAUGCUAAAUGGAUCAGAAACCCUCAAAUUCCCAUCUCCAACUAAAUUAACUUCUAAUUUUCCUAAUAAGAGUGUUAAAAAUUGGAGAAUGAGGUCUACAAUUCCCAAAUGUAGCUUAUCAGCAUCAAGGUCUGUUUCUCAACCUAGAUUUAUCCAGCAUAAGAAAGAAGCGUUUUGGUUCUAUAGAUUUUUAUCAAUUGUGUAUGAUCAUAUCAUUAACCCUGGCCAUUGGACUGAGGAUAUGCGUGAUGAUGCACUACAACCAGCUGAUUUGUACGAUAGGAAGAUGAUAGUGGUUGACGUUGGCGGUGGAACUGGAUUCACAACUCUUGGCAUAGUUAAACAUGUUGAUGCGAAAAAUGUGACUAUACUUGAUCAAUCACCUCAUCAGCUUACUAAGGCUAAACAGAAGGAACCUCUUAAGGAAUGUAAGAUUGUUGAAGGUGAUGCUGAGGAUCUUCCUUUUCCUACUGGUUAUGCUGAUAGAUAUGUUUCAGCUGGAAGUAUUGAGUACUGGCCAGAUCCUCAAAGGGGUGUGAAGGAAGCAUACAGGGUGCUUAAAAUUGGUGGAAAGGCUUGCAUAAUUGGUCCCGUUUACCCAACUUUUUGGCUGUCUCGAUUUUUUGCGGAUGCUUGGAUGCUCUUUCCAAAGGAAGAAGAGUAUAUUGAAUGGUUUAAGAAGGCUGGUUUUAAGGAUGUUCAAUUGAAAAGAAUUGGUCCUAAAUGGUAUAGAGGUGUUAGAAGACAUGGCCUAAUCAUGGGUUGUUCUGUUACUGGUGUUAAGCCCUUAUCAGGGGACUCACCUCUACAGCUUGGUCCGAAGGCUGAGGAUGUGAGCAAACCGGUAAACCGUGUUGUGUUUCUUUCUCGACUUCUUCUGGGUGCGAUUGCAGGAGCCUAUUAUGUGUUAAUUCCCAUUUACAUGUGGAUUAAGGAUAAAAUUUUCCCUAAAGGUAUGUCAAUCUAAAUCUUGGACAAAUUAAGCAAUUUUAAUUUAUGUUCAUUUCAAUGUUCAGUUUUCAUGUAAAUUAAUGUAUGAUAAGAAGUCAGGGUACAUUAUAUAUUGAUGAGCUUAUCAAAAUUGUUUUAUUCUAAACUUAUUAGGAUUUUUUGCAUUUGUCAUCAUUAAAACCCAUAUAUAUGCAGGCAAUUUCUUGUGA
This is a messenger RNA of Impatiens glandulifera, 1267 nucleotides long. Its product is annotated as 2-methyl-6-phytyl-1,4-hydroquinone methyltransferase, chloroplastic-like. NCBI's taxonomy places the organism in Eukaryota, Viridiplantae, Streptophyta, Magnoliopsida, Ericales, Balsaminaceae. Gene Ontology annotation, biological process: methylation. The record is from RefSeq and is a predicted model, not a curated record. Gene Ontology annotation, molecular function: 2-methyl-6-phytyl-1,4-benzoquinone methyltransferase activity. The coding region runs from base 97 to 1074 and encodes 325 amino acids. The transcript has 3 exons.